CGAGACUUCGCGGGUCCUAUGGCAACAUUAUACAUUCUGCAAAUAUGGCCGACUAAGCGGUAGAUAAUAAUUCUAGAAAGAUUACGGAUGCCUGGCAGUAUGUCAACUGCCAACAUGCCGACGGUAGAAGAACGUGAUUUUCUCGAGAACUCUUUUUUGGUCAAACACAGUGGCUUCACACCGCGGCCGAUACAGAGGUUGGCACAGAGAAAGAAGCCAAGAACAAUGCUAAAUAUAGAAUGCAAUCACUUCCUCCGUACGAAAACUGAGUCAUUCACACAUGGACAUCCCAUGCUAGGUUACAAGUUGUGGCUGGAAGCAGGAAAACAUGAAGCCCCCUACCCGAGCCGGCCAGAUGACAAUUAUAACAGUAAUGUCUGGCGUAACUUUCGAAGGCAAUAUGGAUUUAGUGCUACAGCAGAUGGACGGAAAAUCUCUGAUGUUAUCGCCUCUAUGUAUCCUCUAAAUAUACCUCCACCAUCACAAGUUGGUGACCACUCUUUUGACAAAUUUAUCAGAGAGAGUUCAUUGUUUAACAAUGAAAAAAUGAAGUCAUUAGCUAUGGAGAGAACAAAGAAUGAUGUGGUAGAAUUUAAACGCCUUCGAGUGAAAAGUGAUGCAAGGAAUCCCCCACUAGAUGAAUCUGGACAAAUUAUACCUCCAGAGAAUUUCAAGAAAUAUGAGCACCGUUUUGUUCCUCCGCCUCUGCCUCCCCCGACACCCCCUCCAGCCAAUCAGAAGACAGACUCACUUGGACAGCGCUACGUCCCCAAGUCUGAACCACACCUAUGGAAGCUGUCUUACAAACUGUCCAAUCCACAAUAUGAACAUGUUCGACAGGAGAUUCGUAAACGUCAAAAGAUGAUGAAGGAUGAACCGCCACAGUCUCCUCAACCACACAUCCCAAAGAACUUUCCAUCUCCUGUCAACCGCAAAACGUAAUGAGCACAGAUGCCAUUUGCUUAUUAUGGUGGAAUUUCUUGUUGUCAAGGCCAAAAGUCAACCUUGCUUGGCGAUCUCCAAAUCUCAUGAUGAUAUUAUUAUUGGGGUAAUAUUCAGAUUCUAAGCAUUAGGUAGAUAAAGUGUGAUGAUUGCCAAAGUAAUUGUUAUUGAUGCUAAACACAAAAUGUAUAUCUAUAAAGUCAAAAUAUUUGGUGUCUGCCAAAAUUUCAACAUUUUCUUUUUAGCUAAGUCUAUCCUCUUGGUAUAAGCCAAAUUAAUUUCAUUUUUUGUUAUAAUUAUACAAACAUGUGCUCACAUAUAACACUGGCAUUUUCCACACAAAUUACGAAACGUUCAGAAGCGACAUUCUCUGUGGAGUCCUACUGUUUUCACGAGGGUAUUAUAUCAACACAAUUGAGUUCUGUAAAUGAAAAUACCUGUGGAAAGGAUUUUUUUGGUUAUUUUGCAAUAAUAGAAUAGAUGAGGAUCAUACAUCACAAUAAUAUAGAGAGUGUCUUAUCAAUCUGCUAGUCAUGAGUCAAGUGCAUUGUUUCUAAAUUUGACUCAUUAAAGUUUUGAAAAUUCAUGGAACUAUUCACUACUUUUCAGAAGUUUUAGAACAAGUCUAUGUGAAACUGUAUGAUAAAGUUAUAAAUGUUUAUUCAUAUAUAUUUGUUCAAUGAGAAUAUUUACCAACAUGGGUGGUACCCAAAAGAAAAUAUUUACCUGUAUAAGUAGUCACUUGCCUUAAAAGUAUUAAAAGAGUCGAGCACUUGAAGAAUCUAUUUUUUGUACUUAAUGCAAAAAAAAAAUAUCGACUAAAUGUGUGACAUAUGAAUUUCUAUUUUUUAAUAAAAAAAAAUGUCAUUUCAACAAAUAUUGAUUAACUCUUUCAGUACCACUUUUAAAUGUCUUUUGGCAUCAACAAAAUACGAUCUCUGAUCAUACGGAAGAAAGUGUGUUUUAAUGAUUUUCAUAGUUUAUGCCAAAAAAGAAACAUGAAGUACAGAGUUAUUCUUAUUCCAAAUAUUAUUUUUUAUAAUCAUAUAUCUUUUUUGAGUGUAACUCAAAUGUAUUCAUCACUUUAUCAUAGAUCCGAUAAAAUGAAAAAAUACUAUAUAAAAUGUCAUAUGUUGUGUAUUAGGCAUAGGACCACGUUUUGUCCUAGAGCAUUACAAAAAGGUUAUUUAUUUUAACAAUUUUAUCAAAAUUGUAGCAUCUCCAUCUAUGUAAUUUAUAUCUAGUCUAAUCUUAUUAUUAUAAUGUAGCUAACAUGAGAUACUCAAGUUUGUAUAAGGGCCCAGGCUUGGUCAAAUGACAUCUGUAUAUUUCACUAGAGAUAUUUUAAAAAUUACAUGUAGUACAUUUAUUUCUAAACUUGCAUGCGAGGAUGUUCAAAUGAAAGCCUGUUACACCCUAAACAUGAAAACAUUCCAAUAUUUUAUUAGAUAUUUAGAAAAGAAAAUUCUGCACAUUUGAGUAUUGUGGCCAGGAAGUUUGUGAUUUAGAUUUAGUAAGAUAAUUUACUGAGGAAAAGUAUAUGUGACAACAAUUUUAAGAUAAUUUUAUAAACAAAAGUGAACGUGAUAUUAUUGAUGUAAAAGUUAAAUUUGUGGUAAUCAAAUCAUUAAUACAACAGACAAGUUUUGUUGAUGGAGUCGGUAUUUUCAAGCUUUUUUGAAAAGUGUUUUGUCUUUAAUAAAAAGAAUACUGUGAUCGAAACAUGUAAUUUUCAUAUAUGCAGUUCAUUUUCUGAAAAACAAUCCUGGAGAAUUGUUUUUGAUAUUCAUAAAUCCAGUUCUAUUUAAGAUUAAUGAAAAAUUGAAUGAAGCUGAGAGUCCAGAUUAACAAGCUACCAUUUGAUAUAGAAUGAAACUCUCAUUAGAAAUGAUUUAUAAUAAAGGGGAAAUUACUCUUCAUACAGUUUUUUGUCAGUGAUAAUAUAUAAAAUGCAUGUUAAUACUGUUUAACUGUCUUUAUUUUAUUGGUAUAUAUACUGUUUUCUAAUAUCAUACUUUAUUUUUAUACAACUUUGACCUCAUCUUGUAAUCUUAAACAUGUAUACCCGGGGGGUAUAGCCCUGACAGCUUCUGAAUCUGUAUCAACAAUAACCAAAACUAUAACUAUACAGAAAUCCAGUUAACUUCAUAUUGAUUUUUAAUAGUAUUUUAAUAUGGUUUUUGAUUAAUUGCAGAAUUAUAUUACUCAAAAUGUUUAUAAUUGAACCAUUGAUAAAAAUGUCAGCUGGUAAAAUACUAGCCGCUUCCUACUGACUCGGCUAGAGAGAAUUUCUCUUUAGCUCAUUCGGUAGAGCGUAAAACUUAAGUAAGCCAAAGUUCAUCACUCCUGGCAUAAGCAUAGACAAACUACUUACCUCUGAUACAAAAAUACUGAUUAUAGUUUUAAGAGAAUUAAAAUACUUCACAAAAUCCAAAUUAAAAUGUAACAGUAUACUUUGGAAAGUUGGAUCAGAAACCAUCCCGGUAUGAUACGAAUGAUUACUUUGACAUCGAUCAGUCUCAUUUCUGAUAUAAUUAUUGUGUACAAACUAAUCCUUGAUGUUUAAUUUCCCUGUCGUCUUAAAAACAUCUUUGUUGUAAUCUUGUGUGUUGUAAAUACCAACUAAAGAGCAAAUCAUCUACCUUUCUAACAGUGUUUAAUUCCACGUCAAUCAGGAAUUGUAAUUUAUUUUACUGAGCAUCUUUAAGGUUUGUAAAUCUUUGGACCAUGAUAAAGAGAUGAUUGUUAGGGGUCUAAGAUCAAAGUAGGCUAAUAUUCUAAUAAAAGUAAAACAUUUUUAUCGUAAUAUGUAGAAAAAGAAGUGAAAUCAUAUCAAUAGAUCAAAUUACUCAGUUGUAUGUAAAACACCCCUGUCCUCAUCACUGCCAGUUAGGGUGUUUUAUAUAUUAAAGUUUUAUAUUGUGUAUUUCAUGAGGUAGUGUCUUAAAUAUGUAUAAAACACACAAAAAAGGUUGUGUUUUACUGAUUAUAAGCCAAGGGAACCUAGCCAAUAGAAAAAUUCCUAAAUUCAGCAGAAUGUUGAAAAUAUAAUUGGAAGCCUGAUCACCAUUUUUUUAAAUGAGAGUUUGGUUGAUUAUUUCUAAGCUGGAUACUAUAAGCUUUUUUGAGAGGAGAAGAGGAAAAAUGAAAUGAUCCAUCCAUCAUAGCUACCAAUUCAGGCUAUGAUUAGUGUCAGGUGUUGGAUUGAGGGUAUUAUAGAGUUGUUGUGUGAAAAGAAGGACAAUGUGCUGUCAGAUAUUGGAUCGUGGGAGAUAGUUGUCACACAACAGUGAAACAUACUACAUCAAGUGGUGGAUUUUGUUGUUUUCAGAUGUGAAUGGAAUAUGAAUAUAUUGUAGAUUGAGAACUGCUCAUGUUUGUUUUUUGAAACCUAUAAAAUUUUAAAUAGAUUCUAGUUUUUGUUAAAGUUCUAAUAUUAUGUUAUCUGAUAAAAGUGUGCAAUUAUUUAUUCAUGUUUCCUUAAGUGUAAACAUUAUCAUUCUAUUGUGUUUUGUGCUGAGGAAAUCUGAUUGUUUGGUGGCUAAUUCAGCAUCCAAACAAACCAGAACCUUUUUUGUUAACAUGUAUCUUCCUAAUGAUUUUGUUUUUAUUUAUAAACAGCUUCCUUGUAAACUUAAAUCCUAAAAUAUUUUAUGUUUCCCGUCUCCGAAUGAGAUAGAGAUAAAGAUUUGAGUUACAUCAGCAUUUUAACAAUAUGGUUGUGACAGGUAUCUAUUGAUAAAUCCAUAGAAAUAGUGCUUAAUUGUUAUUAUCCAAAUACAAUUUAGACUUUGUUAUCUUAUCUUUAACCUUACUUUCAACUUUUAAAUGGUUAAGUGAAUUUGCAGUGAAAAUCUUCAUCUAAGAUUAACCUGCCUAUUGUGACCAGCCUCCAGUACAUACAUCAGUUCCUUAUACACUGGUGCUGUUUACAUGGACUUAAGGUGACUGGUCACUAUAGACAAGUUGUUGAUGAAAUAGACUUAGGUAGAUUGAUGACCUGUAUUUGAAGUGUAAAUGGACAUAAUAACACCUGUGUAUAGUGGCCAGUGUCUAGUUUUUAUCAUUACAGGCUGCUGAAGACUGAUAUUACCUGUGUAUAGUGGCCAGUAUCUAGUUUUUAUCAUUACAGGCUGCUAAAGACAGGUAUUACCUGUGUUUAGAGGCCAGUGUCUAGUUUUUAUCAUUACAGGCUGCUGAAGACAGGUUUUACCUGUGUUUAGUGGCCAGUGUCUAGUUUUUAUCAUUACAGGCUGCUGAAGACAGGUGUUACUUGUGUUUAGUGGCCAGUGUCUAGUUUUCAUCAUUUCCGCCCACUAUGGACAGGUGUUUUGAUUUUCACUGGUUGAUAGCCAUAGUAUUAGGGAUUGUAUUUUUAAUUUAAGAAAAGAUAGAGAUUUUCAGUAUUUGGAGCAUUUCUGUGAUAUCCCUUACACUGGAUUAUGUUCUGAUUGUAUGUUCAUACCUUAUUUAUCAUUAGCUCCAGAGGAUAUAGGAUUAUUAUCCACAUACUAUCAUAUAGAAUUGUUAAGUAUUUAGGUAUUUUUUGUCUUUCACAAAAGUUUUCCCCUAAUAAAAUCUAUUUGACUGUU
Mizuhopecten yessoensis (Yesso scallop) is the source of this 5534-nucleotide messenger RNA. RefSeq lists its product as uncharacterized. The record is from RefSeq and is a predicted model, not a curated record. NCBI's taxonomy places the organism in Eukaryota, Metazoa, Mollusca, Bivalvia, Pectinida, Pectinidae. The coding region runs from base 88 to 942 and encodes 284 amino acids. The transcript is spliced from 3 exons.